CGCUGGCAACCGUUGACAUAACGCUUUGCCGCCAUAGUGAGCGCCAUAGUCACCGUAGCUGUUGGCGACUGUUUCCUGUCAACUGAGGUGCACAAAUUUUCACAUUUUCACUUACAAUCAAGACCAUGCAAUCAGCGUCUGGUCCGGGUACCACCAUUGUUCAUCUAUCUCCGAAAAAUCAUACAAUUUUACAACAAGGUGGUCAACAUGUCCUACUUAGUAAAAUUGCUUCCGACUCUACUAGUAAUCGUCCACCAACAAGUGGAGUGGAAACUAGUUUAUUACAAACAGCACAUUCAAAUAACUCACAAACUAUAUAUCCAGCACAUUAUAUUGAAGCUAUCGCUGAACAAACUGUAUAUACUGCAAAUGGAGAAGGCGGACAAUAUCAAGAAUAUACACCGAUUAUUUAUGCUCCUGUUUCAGGCGGACCAACAUAUUAUCAAACAGCUAAUGGACAAGUUUUAGCUACUGCGUUUGGUGCAGCGAAUAGUGCAACAGGUCAUGUUGGUGCCUUACAUACUGCUGCGGCGGCACAUGCAAAUUUAACUGCCACAGCUGGUGUUGGUCACGCCCAAUUAGUUACACACCAAGGUGCAACAUAUUUAUUACAAAGUGGUCAAUUAGAUGAUGACGGAUCCUCCAUAUCCCAUACAGCAAAAGCUAGUCCUGUCACUGUUCAAUGGCUUGUUGAUAAUUACGAGACAGCUGAUGGUGUUAGUCUUCCACGUAGUACAUUAUAUUUUCAUUAUUUACAACAUUGUAAUGAACAUAAAUUAGAGCCAAUGAAUCCAGCAUCAUUUGGUAAAUUAAUACGUUCAGUAUUUUUUGGUCUACGUACACGACGACUAGGUACACGUGGAAAUUCUAAAUAUCAUUAUUAUGGUAUUCGUAUUAAGCCAAACUCACCUUUAAAUCAUUUUAUCGAAGAUGCUGGUUUCUCACUUCGACAUUAUCCUAAUUAUCAUCGUCAAACAAUGGAAGCUGCAGCUGAAUGGAAAAAUUUCACAAAUUCUUCGUUAAAUCGAUUGAAAUCUUUAAGUACAAAUGGGAAUGGAGUCAAUAGUGGAAGUGUUGGAGUUGGGAACACUUCUUUUGGAUUAAAUAAUUUAGCAUCUCAUGUUCAUUCAACAUCACAUAUCUCAUACAGUAAUGCCAGUAGUAAUAUUAGUAGUAGUAAUUCUCAGUUAUCAUCUCAUUACGGUACCAGUACAACAGUGACAACAUUCCGUUCUUCAGAUAAAUCAAUGUUAAAUAAUAAUCUUUAUGUUGGUAGUGGAAGUGUUUCUUCACAUUCCACUAGUCAAAAUGUUGCUAGUGUUACUACAAAUUCAGUAACAAGUCCUUUAUUAUCUUCUAGUGGUGUUGGUAAUGGUCAACAUCAUGCACAUUUUCUUGGUGAAGCUAGUUCCGCAUUGCCUAAUCUAGAUGAAAUAUGCCGAUCAUCUGGUCUUCCUGUGCCAAGUGAAGUUGAUUUGCCAGAGAAUAAAAGUCGUUUAAAAACAGUUGAAACAUCGAAUAAUUUAUCAACAAAUGAAGAUGUAAUUACAUUUUGUCGUCUUUACGCUUUAUCCGCUGGUUAUAUGCUUGAUGCUGUAGUAAAUUUAGAUUUUACUUCAAUUGAAACAGUAUGGAAAGCAUUUUGGUGCACUGAAGAAGUACGAGAUUCUCGGUUAAAACAAAGUUUAUCACAAGAACGAUUAUAUUCACUCGUGUCCGAUCCGGCCAUUUUACAAUUUAUUCGACUUUAUGAUCAUACAUUCUAUCAAUCAUUAGCUGAAGUUUUAAUACCAAAUGUACUUCGACCUAUUCCGCCAACUCUUACACAAGCAAUUCGUAAUUUUGCAAAAUCUCUUGAAGGUUGGAUGCGUCAAGCUAUACAAGGUUUAGAUACAGAUCUUAUUAAUUUAAAAAUAUCCGCUGUAUGUGCAUUAGCACAAACUCUUCGACGUUACACUAGUUUAAAUCAUUUAGCUCAAGCUGCUCGUGCUGUAUUAAAAAAUGCUAAUCAAAUUAAUCAAAUGUUGGCCGAUUUAAAUCGUGUCGAUUUCAAUAAUGUACAAGAACAAGCUUCAUGGGUAUGUCAAUGCAGUGAUUCUACUGUUAGUCAGUUAGAGCAUGAUUUUAAACGUAUUUUACAAAAGCAUGCAUCACUGGAAGAAUGGGCUCAAUGGUUAGAUACAGUAGUGACUAGCAUCUUACAACCACUUGAAGGCAAUAGUUUGGCUUAUACAAGAGCUGCACAUCAACUAGUAUUGAAAUGGUCUUUUUACAGUUCAAUGGUGAUUAGAGAUCUGACGUUGAGAUCUGCAUCGAGUUUUGGCAGUUUUCAUUUAAUUCGACUAUUAUAUGAUGAGUAUAUAUUUUAUUUAGUUGAGCACAAAGUCGCUGCACAUUUAGGCAUGACACCGGUCGCUGUUAUGGGUGAAAUGGGUAGAGAUAUUACUCAACAACAUUGUGCUCAAAAUCGAUUACAUUUGGACAAUCGUAAUGUUCCUGGGAAAUCUUCUAAAUCUAUUCACAAUAAUAAUAAUAAUAGUAAUACAACAGUACAUGAUUCUCCACAACAUGAUAAUUCGAAUUAUUUGCCGUUUGUUAAUGAUGAUAAUAAUAAUAAUGAUAACAAUAAUAAUGUAGAUCAUACAAAUCCUAUAUUUCAUCAACAAAAACACUCAAUUAAUUUAACUAAAGACCGUGUUGUUGUUGUAGGCAAUGAUGAUUGUAAUCCGGACACUAACACUAAUAAUGUUAUUAGUCGCGAGAAAAAUAGACGGGAACAACAACAAUUAGACAGUGACGGUGUCAUUGUUGACGAAGAUGUCAUGGAUCAUCAUCAUCAUGACGAUGACGAAGAAGUGGAUGAUUUCGAUGAAGAAGUUGAUGAGUACUUAGACGAUGAAGAUGAAGUGGAUGAUUCAUUAGGUGAUGAAAAUGCCAUGUUAAAAGAAGCACAUGCUUCAGCACAAGCUUAUUGUCGAAACUCUUCAAUCGCUGCGACUUCUACUUCUACUGUCCUGAUACCUCAAUCAUUAGAUUCAACUGAUGAUAUGCCCAAUACUACUGGCAGGAAGAAAGAUACUUUGAAAAUAGAAGAUGAAGCAAGCCAUGAAAAACAGUCAAACAUUCAAGAUGUUAUUGUCGAUGAUAACGAUAACAAUAAUGAUAUUGUUGACGACGAAGUGGUAGUAGAGAACACUGACGAAGGAACCGAUAACAAUAAAAAUAAAUCAGAGAAGUUAACUCAAAAACAUCCGAAUCUACUCAAUAAUGAUAAAAUUAGUUCGUCGACACCUGUUGAAUUAACUGUUCAACAAUCCGAUAAAGAUAAAAUAUCAACCAGUACAACGACAACCACUGGUAGUUGUUCUCCACCGUCAAUCGUAACAAUGGUAAAGUAGAAUAUAUCAUAUAUGUAUAUAUAUUUACGUAUUCAUAGUGUUAUGUACUCAGUUAGAUAGUUUAAUUACGGAUCUCCUAUUGUCAUUCUGAGUACCAAAUCAUUUCGUUCCGAUAUCCUACCUCCUUUGUUUGUAAUUGGCCUUUAAAAUCGAUAGAUAUAAUAAUUACAGAGUUGCUAAAAAGCUUACUUUUAAAUAAAGUAAACUCCGAUAUCGUUGAACGGAAUGAUAUAACAAACUUCAUAAUUAUACUAUCAUCCAGCUCAGAGAACAUAUCCAUCAAAGUAUCCAUCUUAACAGUAAAUUUUCCUCGUUAAUUCAAAUGUAAGGUUUCAUGAAGAUUUCAAAAUAAACGAGAACAGAAAAUCUGGCAAAAUUUGUAGGGCAUUAUGUCAACAGAGGAUUCUCAUUAUAAAAUAUACAAUACUUCAUAAUAAACUAGUUCUCUUAUAUAUCUGUUCAAGGUAUAAAUAUUUAGUAUUAAAAAAUAUGGAAGCACUAGACGGGUGUUUCGUCCCAGUAUGGAACUUCUCAGUAGUAUGCAUCCUCGAUCCUGCAUUCAGAAAUCGAACCCAGGACUUUCAGUUCCACAUGCGAAUGCUUAACCUUGUGAAUUCGACUGUGAAAACACUACAAUCUCCAUAAAUCCCUAUACUGAAUAGAAAAUGUAUCAAUAUAAUGGUGCGUAACUGUUAUACAUCUCCAUCUACCUGUAAACGUUUACAAUACUUAUAAAUGACCUUCUUGUGUAAUAUACCAUUUGGUGCAUAAGUUCCAUCAUAUCAUCUUUCCAUUCAAAUAGAUGGACAAGUAGAAAACUACUAAUUAAUCACCGAGUAGUAAUGAUCAAUGUCGAAUUGCGUAAUAUUGUUCUAUGCAAUGUUAAACCACUUAAACGAGUGACUGAUAGGCUUUGAUCAUCAAUAAAGGACUAGAUAAAUAUGACAUUGGUUAAUACUUACUAACUACUCAAUGAUCAAUCAAUUAUAAAGUAGGGAAAUAUACAGUCAUUGUGUUUGUAGGUGUAGUUUUUUCGUUUGAAAUUAUGGACUGAAAUACUUUUUCUGUACGUAUGUAGAUGUGUAUGACUUUUACAAAGUCAGUAUAGGAUUGUUGAGAUUAUGAAUCGAUCAAUGUUAGAUCACCAUUGAAAACCUGGAAGCACUGGGCGGCCGUUCUGUCCUAGUAUGAGACUCCUUAGCAGUGUUCAUAUUAGGACAAAAUGGCCAUCCGGUCCUUCCAGGUUUUCAACGGUGGUCUUACACUGAUCAAUUCGUGACGCAUUUAUUUACAUGCCGUUUAAGUUCUUGGUGAAGCAAGGAUAUUGUUUUGUUGUUCACUCAUAAUCAUUGUGAAUGGGUAUAUUUCGCUUAUAUAUAUGUCACAUUUUUUUCCUUUUUAUUUAAACACAUAAACAUUAGUACAAGGACGCACCAAACAGAUAUGCACCACACUUCAUCAUUCGAUUUGUGUGAGGGCUAGGAUACUGCCCGGGUGCCCAAACCGAAGCAGGUGGUUUUCUUAGAGGGCCACACUCGGAGCCUUCGGCCUAAAAGUCUGGUCCACAAGGCAGGGAAGCAACGUCAGGAGAUUCAGUCCCAUGGUGACAGGUGACCAACGAUUGGUUCGUACACCGUUUGCCCAUAUGCACCAUUGAUUUGGUAUGAGGGUUUUUCAACUCGCCUAGGUGGACCCUCCGUGUUUACCAACCCGGUUAAAGUGCCAGACAUUCGCUUUUCGUCCUCUCAAUUUCGUAAACAACACCCACGAGAAGGCAGUGAGUAGGACUUACCUGUCAGUGGUUGUAUGCACGUGGCAAUGUGAGAGCAUUUCGAGAGGGAGAGCGGACUCUCCUCUCUCUCGGCCGUACCAGGACACAUUAAUUCUGAUAAAUACCGCCUUCUUAGUGCAUUAUUUAAAUUGAUCAAAAGGAUUAUUGUCGUAAAUAACUGAUUUUCCUGUUUGCUUUUAUUAUUUUUAAAAAAUGUUUUAGCCUAAUCCUGUACGUAAAGUUGUCCGUGUCACUACAUUUUGUGAUGCAAAACAACCAUCAGUAGUUGUAGAGUCGUCAUUUGCUAAUUCUACACCAUUUACAACUACUGUAGCUACUACUACUAUUGCUUCUACCACUGCUACUACUCCACGUUCAAUUAAUGUAAAACAAUCACCACCUGGAUCAUCUUCAACAAUAUCAACACCAACAAUAACAAUUAAUUGUAAUAGACCAAUUGAAAUUCAUCCUUCUUCUUUUCAUAUCACUACUACAACUCCAUCUUCUAUUAUUAAUAAUGGUAAUACAACAAUAGUAAAUAAACUAAAUGUUACUACCAAUUCAACUAUUCCUACUGAUAUAAUCUAUGCAAAACGACCAAAAUUAUCCUAAUCACCAUGUAUACCUUCGUAUUUGUUUCAAUGAAAGAACCUCAUUAUUAAUAUGUGCAUUACAAUCAUUAAUUAUUGCAUAUCACAAAACUGGUGAAAGGCAGCAGUCAUUAAAGAUAAUAAAGUGUGUGUUUUUUUUCCACAGAAUUUUCUAUUCCGUCUUUUACACUUUCAUAACUAUCAGCACCUAUGUUUGUGCUUGUGUGUGUGUAUGUAUUGAAUAAACGUUUAGUACAAUUUAAUAAUUUCUUGUGUGCACAAUCAUUCCAUUUCUUUCUUUUGUAUAUUGUCUGUUUAUUGAUUAUCCAAUCACUAAAGUUUGUGUUUUGAUGAUGAGACUCUGUACACAUUUAUAUGUUGAGGGAGAGAGAGGGGAAUGCGCACCUAAAAGGAAUGGGACAGAUCAUUUCCAUUCUCUAUGAUAAUAACUCCAAUUGAGUAUACUUUUGCACUAUUCAAAUAUUCUUGUCAAUAUGACAACUGUUGGCAGUAUGUUCAAGUGUAUGUAUGUAUGUGUGUGUGUGUUUUGGUUAUUGUGUUAGAUUGUCAUGUUGUCUGUUUUGUGUAUAUUAAUGAUUUCUGUAUAAUAAAAUCAACAAUCUUAUGAUCUUCCAUUGUGUUGAGUUGUAAGACACAAUGCAUUUGUGCUGAAGUUAUAAUGACUACUACAUUACAACUUGGUAGGAUUUGAUCAGUGUUUAUUUCAAUCGUAUCAGAUGUGGUGGUCGUACCAACAGAUUGUGAUGACCCAAUCGAGUUAUUUUAAAUGAUACCAUGCCAGAGUGAUCGGAUGACGAUAUCGUCAAGA
Molecule: messenger RNA, 6588 nt
Organism: Schistosoma curassoni
Lineage: Eukaryota; Metazoa; Platyhelminthes; Trematoda; Strigeidida; Schistosomatidae
Source: the annotation of a GenBank genome assembly